This is a messenger RNA of Phycomyces blakesleeanus NRRL 1555(-), 759 nucleotides long. RefSeq lists its product as hypothetical. NCBI's taxonomy places the organism in Eukaryota, Fungi, Mucoromycota, Mucoromycetes, Mucorales, Phycomycetaceae. The transcript has 5 exons. Bases 1 to 759 code for a protein of 252 amino acids. The record is from RefSeq and is a predicted model, not a curated record.
AUGUAUAAGCAAAUAAAAAGAAAAAUGGCUCCUAUUACUCCUAGAACCCCUAGAUCUAAUACUAGAAAUAGUCUUACUCAUGUUGCAGUUGGUUUUGUUGAGCAACAUCUUGUUGUAUCUGCUGUUACCCAAGAACAGUGCAUGACAGAAAUGUUAACUCGCCUUGAUAACAUGGGUGCCAUGCUUGGAUCCCUGGACAACAGAUUUAAUCAAUUCAUUGACGUUCAUAGAAGAAACAUCAAGACAGUCUUGAUCAGAGAAAAGAUCUGGAAAAAAGACUUCAGAUCUAAUAAUCCUACUGAGAUUGCCAAUAAUGAAGCAAGACAAAGAUUGAAUGUAGAUGAAUGGAUUGGCCAUUCCAAUAAUGUUGUUGUUGUUGCAUACUUGCAGAAGUAUAUCCAUGCCCAACCUCAAGCUGAUAUCUACACUAGGUACUGGAGGGGGGUAGGCAAGGAAAUGGAUCUCACAGUUGAAGAAGAUUUCAAGAUGGCUUUUUUUGAUACUAUCCAAAAAGGGACUAUGUUGGACGGCAAGUCUGACACAGAGAAACUUUUCUCUGAGUUCCCAGUGCGUAUGUUAAAAGUUGUCUGUCCCAGCUGGAGAAGCAAUAAAUUCAACAAGUUUCUGGGCUUGAUUGAUGAAAGCAUGCAAUCCAAUCAUAAAGCAAAAGGGAAUGCGAAGCUAAGAAUGCCCAGGUUUUUGAGAGGAGAAAUAGAUGUUGCUGUACCAUGUUGGCUGAUUUUGUCACUGCCUUCCUAG